AUGCUCGCGAUCCUCAUCGUACUCGUGAUCACAGUCGCCGUGGCCAUCCUCCUUCUCUUUAGCACGAUGAUCGGCCUCUCCCCCCUCGACAUUCUGGCGUCCGUGUUCACCAAAUCCUCCGGCACCCUCUACCCGCCGUUCAGCUCCAAGGUCCUCGCCGCGCGCACGCGCCACGAAGGCAAGGAGGUGGUGCUCAACCUGCCGCUCGCCCGCAAGUGGGCGGCAUUCUGCCACUCGCCUGACAUCGAAAAGCACAUCUCGGCCGUCUACGUCUCCUUGCCGCUGACGAUGUCGGCGCUGAUCCGCCACGUUGUCGCCUCGCCGGACUUUCCGCUCUCGGUCAUGGGAGUCGUCCACGCCAAGCACGUCAUCGAGCAGUUCGAGUGCAUCGACGCCUCUGUGCUCGGCGUGUACAACUACAGCAUCUCCGUCACCGGCUCGCGCCUCAACGAGAUCGGCGCCGAGUGCGACGUGCUCAUCGAGGUCUCCUCGCCGCUGAACAGCCGCUUGCUGGUGAGCACCACGAUGACCUUCACCUCCACCGACGCGAAGAAGGCGCGCGCCGCGAGGAAGCGCCGGCCGGAGCUGACGGCGGCGGAGCAGGCUGCCAAGACCAAUCUGGGGCCCACCGCCUCGGCGCCCAAGCAGUUUGUCGAGGAGAUCAAGCGCGAUCACUCGAAAAAGUACGCGGCGUGCUCAGGAGACAUGAAUCCGAUCCACCUCCCGAUCUACUGCAAGGCGAUGGGCCUCCCAAAGCCCAUCAUGCACGGAGUGUUCUCGCUCGCGCGCGGUGUCGCCGCCAUCACCGACGCUUACUCGCUGGCGACGGUCCCAAAGCUGCGGAUUGCCGCCGCGUGGAAGCUGCCGAUGCCCGUGCCGGCGACGGCCCACUUCACCUUCGGCGAGUUGGUCGACGUCACGAAGACGGAGCAUGCGAACGGACUUGACACGACAAAGUUCAAGCGACACAUCGAAUUCCUCGCGACUCGGGAGGGUAAAGGGGGCACGCUCCCCCACCUACGGGGGGUCGUUUCCUUCUGA
This is a messenger RNA of Emiliania huxleyi CCMP1516, 1041 nucleotides long. RefSeq lists its product as hypothetical. The transcript has a single exon. The record is from RefSeq and is a predicted model, not a curated record. NCBI's taxonomy places the organism in Eukaryota, Haptophyta, Isochrysidales, Noelaerhabdaceae. Bases 1 to 1041 code for a protein of 346 amino acids.